AUGGAGAUUCCAACAGAAGCGACCAAUGGUGAUGGCGUGUCAAUUGAUAUUGACAAUCCAACUGCGAGUCUUUUGUUAACCUCUAUGAAAGGCAGGUUGGAAAAUCUAUCUCCUGUAUCUUCAGAACGCUGUAUUUACAGAGUUCCCAAAAGAAUCCGAGAUGUAAAUGAGUAUGCCUACACACCUCGACUAGUUUCAAUUGGUCCUUUUCACCAUGGCAAGGCUGACUUGAAAGCUAUGGAAGAGCAUAAAUGGAGGCAUUUGCAGAAUUUUCUGAAGCAGACGAAGGUCAACUUGGAUGAACUGGUAAAAUUCAUAACAGAUCGCGAGGAAAGGGCGCGGAACUGUUAUGCUGAGACCAUUGAGAUGACCAGCGAUGAAUUUGUGCAGAUAAUGAUCGUUGACGCUACCUUCAUCAUUGACAUAUUGUUGGGAAGAGCUUUUCCUGAGUUAACAUUCGCUAUUGAAUCAAUUUAUGAUAGAUCCAGCCUUAUGUUUGACAUAUAUCGCGACAUGUUGUUGAUUGAAAAUCAGCUUCCCUACUUUAUUCUUGGAGAUGUCUUGGACUUUGCCAAAACCAAAGCUCCUUCUAGUUCAAGCCGGUGGCCUUCCAUUCUUGACCUAACUUAUGCCUACUUCGGUUGCUAUGUGCAACUAGAAUAUGCUCCCCAAUCUACGAAAAGCUCGGAAGUAAAGCAUUUUGUUGACUUCCUCAGACUCUGGCAUCGACCCAUAAAACCAAGACAGCAACCAAAAGAGAGACAAAAAUUUGAAGUGACUAGAAGCUUAACUGAGCUGCGUGAAGCUGGAGUCAAAUUUAAGGUAGCAUCAACAAGACACUUACUGGACAUACAAUUCAUUGAUGGCGUACUGGAAAUACCCUUCAUAAGGGUGAGUGAGAUAACCGAUGCACUUUUCCGGAAUCUUAUUGCAUUAGAGCAGUGCCAUUGUGAAGUUUCAUACAUAAGUGACUACAUUGUGAUCAUGGAUAGCCUUAUAAACACUCCUCAGGAUGUGGAAUUACUGGUUAAGUACGGAAUUAUGAAGAUCAUGCUGGCUGACAAUGCAGAAGCUUCAAUGCUUUUCAACAACCUUGCCAAAGAAAUACUAUAUGAUUCCGAAGUGUUCUACUAUUCUCGCCUCUGCGAAGACCUUAAUGACUACUGCAAAGUCCGUUGGCAUAAGUGGAAGGCGACACUGAAACAUAAUUACUUCAAUACUCCAUGGGCGGCCAUUUCUGUCAUUGCAGCAGUUAUCCUUCUUGUGCUCACUUUCAUACAGGCUGUGUGUUCCAUUUUACAAGUCAAGUAAUGUAUCGUUCCACUUGCUUUCGUGUGUUCAUAUGAAUCAUAUGUUACCAUCAUUUAACUCUCAGCCAAUCUUUGAUCACCAUUUUCCCUC
This is a messenger RNA of Mercurialis annua (annual mercury), 1401 nucleotides long. Its product is annotated as UPF0481 protein At3g47200. The transcript has a single exon. The coding region runs from base 1 to 1311 and encodes 436 amino acids. The record is from RefSeq and is a predicted model, not a curated record. Lineage: Eukaryota; Viridiplantae; Streptophyta; Magnoliopsida; Malpighiales; Euphorbiaceae.